Molecule: messenger RNA, 1638 nt
Organism: Paraphaeosphaeria sporulosa
Lineage: Eukaryota; Fungi; Ascomycota; Dothideomycetes; Pleosporales; Didymosphaeriaceae
Product: alpha/beta-hydrolase
Exons: 5
Coding region: 1-1638 (545 amino acids)
Source: RefSeq, a predicted model, not a curated record
AUGAGGACCGCGUACAAACACAAGGAUCUUGGCGAGGUUCAUGGAAACAGCAACGAUGGUGUGGUCCAAUUCUUAGGCCUCAAAUACGCUUCAUUGAAGAACCGGUUUGCAGCUCCAUCGCUGCUAACCGACUAUAGCUCUGGACAGAUAGAUGCCACCAAAUUUGGACCUCCUCCUGUCUCACCUGUAGGCGCCAUAAACAACGAAUUCGGCUUUAUACAAAAAGAACUGCCGUUGCCUCCAGACGUUCCUAGUCACUCGGACAUUGAAGGUCUGAAUUUAAAUAUCACCGUUCCAAGAGGCAAGAAUGGUGAUAUCGACAACAACGCAAAGCUUCCAGUGCACGUUUUUGUGCAUGGGGGCGGCUUUGCUGUGGGCUCGAGCUGGUAUCCCCACUACGAUCCGGCGCCACUCGUCCGAAUAUCUAUCGAAAAGGGCAAGCCCAUUAUCGGUGUGACUAUCAACUACCGCCUUGGCGUUACUGGGUUCAUGACCUCGAAGGAACUUCGAAGCGCCGGUUACAAAGCCAACAAUGGUUUCCAUGACCAACGUACCGCCCUACAGUGGGUACGAAGAUAUAUCGGUGGUUUUGGCGGCGAUCCAGAAGAGAUCACAGUUUCUGGAGAAAGUGCCGGUGGCUUUUCUGCCCUCAUGCUACUUACCUCGGGAGAACCCCUUGUUAAACGAGUUUUGAGCACGGGGGGUGCUGUACUUUUAUUCAAGCCAAUCCCAGAGGCUGUAACAGAAAUGUCUUACUCAAAGAUCAUUGAAGCGUUUGGGUUGAAGGAUAAGUCGCCGGAAGAGCGUGUACAAGCGUUGCUUUCUCUCCCAAUUGAUGACCUUUGGCAGAAGGUUCCACCUGGAACACCGCUAAUUCCGUCAGUCGACAAUGACACUGUGCCUGGUGUUGCGACUUUUCCUGGAGUGUCUUCUCAAUCAGAAGACCCAACGUUUCCACUCCCCGGUCGAAAAUGGUGUUCCGCAGUGAUGAUAGGCGAUUCGAAGCUUGACGGAAACAUCCUUGCGUACAUGGGUCUCGAUGCAAAGCUGCCAAAUAUCGCAGCGCAGUUCAUCGAGUCAGUCAACGGAACAUUGUCGGACCAUCCUGACGCAAUUUCGACUCUGCUUUCGGCCUACAAUAUCACACCCUCGAGUAAGGAUAACGAGGCACUCCUCUCCAUCCUUCGUUUCGGCACAGAAAUCAGCUUCUACGCGCCUUCUCUUGCCUUCGCAAAGGGCUGGCCGCGAACAAAAGACAACAAGUUCUUUCUCUACCACUUCAACGAAGGCAUUCCGUGGGACGGCAAGUUCAAAGGCGAAGCAGGUCACAUUCUCGACGUUGCGUUUCUUUUUCAAAACUACAACGAGCACCUGAGCGACAAACAAAAGGAGGUUGCACGCGCAUACGGUGAAGAUAUUAUUGAGUUCAUCAACGGCAAUGAUCCAUGGCCGCCCGUCGAGGGCGAGCAGUAUGGGGCAAGGGUCUACGGGCCAAGCAGUGAGGGCAUUACAGCACAGUACGUCGCAUCAGGCAACCCCGCGGAGGUCGGAAGGCAUGACCGCGUGCUCAAGCUGGGCGAGCAAAUCGGCUUUGAUCUGGUCAUGGAUGUGUUCCAGAACUUCGCGUUUGGUCGAUAG